This is a messenger RNA of Selaginella moellendorffii, 1530 nucleotides long. RefSeq lists its product as uncharacterized. The record is from RefSeq and is a predicted model, not a curated record. The transcript has 2 exons. The coding region runs from base 1 to 1530 and encodes 509 amino acids. Lineage: Eukaryota; Viridiplantae; Streptophyta; Lycopodiopsida; Selaginellales; Selaginellaceae.
AUGGGGGGAGGAAGGCAGCCAUGCUGGAGCUGGGCUCAUGUUCUGAAACUAAGGCCGACAUCCGAGACAAGCCACAGCGUGAGUCUAUGGAAGUGUAAGUAUUGCUCGAAUAUUUACACCGGCAUGGCUAAACGAGUUCGCGCUCACCUUGGGGGUGUGAAAGGAAGGAAUGUAGAGAUUUGUAGAGGACAAGUGCAACUGGAGGUGGUGAACAAGGCUUGGGCAUCUUUUAAUCGUGUGGAGCUCAUGAAGAGCUCCAUGAUUGCAGCAAGUCCCCAAGAGAGACUUGCCUUAGCUAACGAGACUGAGGUCGGUGAAGUGAGUGGCGAUGCCAGCUGCUGGGCAAGCGGUGGGGCUACUGGAGGGCUGGGCGAGGUGAGUAGCGGCAGCGUUCCACUUUCCGGGAGCAGCAGUCUUAAACAAAGUGCUGCACCGGCGCUGAAUGGUGACAUUCGAAAGAUGAUGAAGUCUGCAAAGGUUAAAUGUCUGGAUGAUGCCAUGGCCGAGUUUUUCUACAUUGAAAAUAUCCCUUUCAACACCAUUCGGAGGCCAAAUCUGAGGAAGUUGCUUCAAGCUGCUAUCGACUUCAACCCUAGAGCUCUUGCACAGAUGAUGGGAUAUGAGAAGCUGCGGAGUACACAGUUGAAGAAGCUUUAUGAUAGUGUCAAUGCUCAACUUGAUCCAAUCCGUGAGGGGUGGAGAAGAUAUGAAGUUAGCAUCGUCACUGAUGGUUGGUCUGACAACCAUAGCCAAUCCUUGAUCAACUUCAUGGCCUCCAACAUCCAGGGUUCGGUUUUCUUGAAGUCUGUAGAUUCCAAGGGUAGGACAAAGACGGAAGAGUGGAUUUGGGUCAAGCUAAAGAAAGUGAUUCAAGAAGUUGGCGAAGAAAACAUUGUUCAGGUGAUCACUGAUAAUGCAUCAAACUGUGUGCAGAUGGGAGAACUCAUGACAGCUAAGUAUCCUCACAUUCUCCACAGCCGGUGUGUGUGCCAUGUCUUAGACCUUCUCUUCGAAGACAUCGGGAGCUUGUUGUGGGUAAAACCAUUGGUGAAAGGCUGCAAUGAGGUGGUAACUUUUAUCACCAAAAAACCUCGUGUUUUGGCUUUGUUUCGGAAGCUGAGCAAUCGGGAUCUCAUCAAGCUGGCUAGCACAAGGUUCGCUUACAUGUUUCUAGUGAUGUCUCAGCUCCUGAAUCUGACAACCUUGGAGGCAUUGAAGGAGAUGUGCCAGCACUUGUUGGUGCUGCUUGGACUGCUCCUCAAGGUCUUGAAGCUUGCGGACCGGGAGGGGGCAACUUCCGGUCUCAUUUUCGAGGCUAUGGACCGGAUGAAUGAGAAGCUUUCAGAGGCUAUUGAGACUGGGAUUUUAGCUGAGGAAGAGGUUGAGGAGAUCAACAGGUUCAUGAUGGAGGAUCAUGGCAAGGGACGUCGGAAAGCAGCUCGUUGGUUCCAGAUGCAUUCGAUCUUGUAUGGAGCUGCUUUUAUUCUGAACCCAGCUUUUCUUCAUCUCCCUCUCGACCAGGAGGCUUAG